Messenger RNA from Nannospalax galili (Upper Galilee mountains blind mole rat), 1894 nucleotides. It is a transcript of the gene Lpcat2, whose product is annotated as lysophosphatidylcholine acyltransferase 2. Gene Ontology annotation, cellular component: endoplasmic reticulum. Gene Ontology annotation, molecular function: 1-acylglycerophosphocholine O-acyltransferase activity; calcium ion binding. Lineage: Eukaryota; Metazoa; Chordata; Mammalia; Rodentia; Spalacidae. The record is from RefSeq and is a predicted model, not a curated record. The transcript is spliced from 14 exons. Bases 118 to 1752 code for a protein of 544 amino acids.
GUAAUUUGAGCGCGUGCGCAGAAUCCGAGCGGACUGACUCCUGUGGGGCUUGUGCUGGGGCUUGGCUGCUGUGCUCCCGGUUCCCAGCUCUGCUCCCAUGCGACGCCAGGAUCGGCCAUGAACCGGUGCGCAGAGGCGGCAGCGGUGGCGGCCACAGUGCCGGGCGCGGGCGUCGGGGACUCCGGACUGCGGCCGCCUAUGGUGCCCCGACAGGCGUCCUUCUUCCCGCCGCCCGUGCCCAAUCCCUUCGUGCAGCAGACGCGAAUUAGCGCGGCCCAGCGGCUGCAGAUUAUUCUUCUUGGAAUUAUCCUGCUUCCCAUUCGUGCUUUAUUGGUUGCAUUAAUUUUGUUACUGGCAUGGCCAUUUGCUACCAUUUCAACAGCAUGCUGCCCUGAAAAACUCACCCAUCCAGUAACUGGUUGGAGGAGGAAGAUUACUCAGCCGGCUUUGAAGUUUCUGGGUCGUGCCAUGUUCUUCUCGAUGGGAUUUAUGGUUACUGUGAAAGGAAAGAUUGCAAGUCCUUUGGAAGCACCGAUCUUUGUCGUUGCCCCUCAUUCAACGUUCUUUGACGGAGUUGCCUGUGUUGUGGCUGGGCUGCCGUCCCUGGUGUCUCGAAAUGAGAAUGCCCAGGCCCCUUUGAUUGGCAGACUGUUACGGGCUGUGCAACCAGUUUUAGUGUCUCGUGUAGAUCCAGAUUCCCGAAAAAACACAAUAAAUGAAAUAAGGAAGCGAGCAACAUCUGGAGGGGAAUGGCCUCAGAUACUAGUUUUCCCAGAAGGUACUUGUACUAAUCGUUCCUGUUUGAUUACUUUUAAACCAGGAGCCUUCAUCCCAGGAGUCCCUGUGCAGCCCAUCCUUCUGAGAUACCCAAACAAGCUGGAUACUGUGACUUGGACAUGGCAAGGAUAUACAUUCAUCCAGCUUUGUGUACUUACUUUCUGUCAGCUCUUCACAAAGGUAGAAAUUGAGUUUAUGCCUGUUCAAGUUCCAAGUGAUGAAGAAAAAAGUGAUCCUGUUCUUUUUGCCAGUAGAAUCCGGAAUUUAAUGGCACAAGCUUUGGGAAUACCAGUAACAGAUCAUACCUAUGAAGAUUGUAGACUGAUGAUUUCAGCAGGACAGCUAACGUUGCCUAUGGAAGCUGGGUUGGUAGAAUUUACUAAAAUUAGCCGGAAAUUGAAAUUGGAUUGGGAUGGCAUUCGUAAGCACUUGGAUGAAUAUGCGUCUAUUGCAAGUUCCUCAAAAGGAGGAAGAAUUGGGAUCGAAGAAUUUGCAGACUACUUGAAGUUACCUGUUUCAGAUGUCUUGAGACAACUUUUCGCACUCUUUGACAGGAAUAAUGAUGGCAGUAUCGACUUCCGAGAGUAUGUCAUCGGUCUGGCUGUCUUGUGCAACCCUGCCAACACAGAGGAGAUCAUCCAGGUGGCAUUUAAGCUCUUUGAUGUCGAUGAGGAUGGCUACAUAACAGAGGAAGAGUUUUCCACCAUUCUACAGGCUUCUCUUGGAGUACCUGACCUUGAUGUUUCUGGUCUAUUCAAGGAAAUUGCCCAAGGGGACUCUAUUUCCUAUGAGCAAUUCAAAAGUUUUGCCCUAAAGCACCCAGAAUAUGCCAAGAUAUUUACAACAUACUUGGACCUCCAGACAUGUCAUGUGUUUUCAUUACCAAAUGAAGUCCAGACAGCUCCCUCUGUUGCAAGUAAUAAAGUCUGUCCUGAAAAUCAUGAAGAGAGUACCUCAGAUAAAAAAGAUGAUUGAAGGCAGUAUUCCCUCUGAAGAAAACUCAGUGGCUUCUGCGUGCAAUUCUAAAGACAUUCAUUGAUAAUAUUGAAAAUGUGUCUGUUGAGUAAUCUUUAAAAUAGAAGCUUUUUAAUAAAAGUGAUAGAUUUUCUUACUAAAA